AUGUCGUUGCAGGCUCUCUCGAGCGAGCUCGAAACAUGGCUACAUUACAAGCAGCACCAGUUUGGGGGCAGGGAAAAGCUCGAGGUGCUUUUCUAUGGCAUCCUUGCGCUGAUGCUUGGGCGCUACCUCUUACAAUCUAUCUACAACAUUCUAUUUCAUCCGCUUGCAGCUAUUCCAGGGCCCUCGCUCGCGAAAGUCAUCGACUCCUAUCUUUCACCGGCCCAAGCGCGGCUCCACAGGGCUCAGACAUUGAGCGAGUUGCACAAAACCUACGGGCCGGUGGUUCGCGUUGGAACGAACGAGGUCUCCGUAUCUGACUGGAAUGCCUACCGUACUAUAUACGGCCAAAAAGCAAGCAGUAAAAGAGCUCAAUUUUACCAGGCUACCAGACUGGCCGGCAAUGACAAUCUGUUCACGUUCGUGUCAAAACCCGCACAUUCUGCGCGACGGAAGCUGCAAAACCCGAGCUACUCUCUGCAGGCUGUCCUGGACAACGAGAGCUUCAUCGUCGACAAAACGAAUGUUUUGGUCAAGCGAAUGACCAAAGCAAGUGAUGGUGCCAACCCAGCAGUGACCACAGCUGAUGUGUUCAAAUACAAUGGACUUUUCAGCCUGGAGGUUAUUCUGAAGUGUGCUUUCAACCGGAGCUAUGGCGACGUAGUAGAGGGAGAUGCUCUAAAAUUGCUCCGGAACAUGGACUCCAGUGCCGUGGCCAUACAAGUCCAUACCGCUCUUCCCCUGGUGUCGCGAUUCCUUGGAAAGCGCUUACCCGGAUCUGUGGGGGCGUCUUUCCGAUCUUGGGAUACAUGGCAGGUCAUGACGACGUCGUUGAUAGAAGAUUUCCAUCGCGAAGAGCUCGCAUCAGAUUCUGUUCGGCAGCGUUUCAUGAUAACGCCUAUGAUCGUCAAUGUGGACAGCUUCAUGGAACGACGGCUGACUCAGGGGGAGCUGGUUGAGGAGAUGAUGGCGCUGACAUUUGCCGGCAGCGGGACAACCUCAUCGACCCUCACGUACUUGAUGUACGCACUGGCCCGAGAUGGCAAGACACAGGAGCGCUUGCGAGAAGAAUUGUCCACGUCCGGCACCACUUUCAACGAACUCAAAGACCUACCCUUUUUGAGCGCUGUGAUAAAGGAAACCAUGCGCCUGUAUCCAACCAUCAUGUCAACACUGCCUCGUGUUCUUGACCAAGCAAUCCAUGUGGAUAAGGUUGUGUUAGCGGAAGGGACAGUGGUUGGAAUGCAGAAUUACGUCCAUCAUCGAGACGCAAAACUGUUUCCUCGCCCGAACGAAUUCUUGCCCGAUCGCUGGUUAGCCAACGAGAAUGAGGCAAAGGCGAUGAACAGUGCUCUUACGCCAUUUUCUCUUGGGCCGCGGAACUGUAUAGGACAGAAUCUCGCGAGAGCCGAACUAUACCUUGCCACAAGUCAGGUUUUCCGAAAGCUGCGUUUGACUCUCAAUGCGGCGAUGGAGUGCGAUGAUAUGGAGAUGGAAGACCGAUUCAACAUUGCUCCGAAAGGACGACGUUGUUUACUUGAUGUUGAGGUUCUCGGAUAG
This is a messenger RNA of Cyphellophora attinorum, 1557 nucleotides long. Its product is annotated as putative sterigmatocystin biosynthesis monooxygenase STCB. NCBI's taxonomy places the organism in Eukaryota, Fungi, Ascomycota, Eurotiomycetes, Chaetothyriales, Cyphellophoraceae. The record is from RefSeq and is a predicted model, not a curated record. The transcript is spliced from 3 exons. The coding region runs from base 1 to 1557 and encodes 518 amino acids. Gene Ontology annotation, molecular function: oxidoreductase activity, acting on paired donors, with incorporation or reduction of molecular oxygen; iron ion binding; heme binding.